Messenger RNA from Schistosoma margrebowiei, 1602 nucleotides. The record is from the annotation of a GenBank genome assembly. NCBI's taxonomy places the organism in Eukaryota, Metazoa, Platyhelminthes, Trematoda, Strigeidida, Schistosomatidae.
AUGAAUGGAUUUACUAUUGAUGCUAUUUUAGGCAAUCAGAUUGUACAACAAAAUAAUCUAACUUUAAACAAUACACAAAUGAUUGAUAAUAAUCACACUGAACAAAUUAAAACUUUGUAUCAAAAUUCAACAAUCAAUACUAAUAUUAAUGGAAAUAAAUUAAACAGUAAUAGAAUAACAACAUUUGAAUCAAUUCAAACAAUUUUACCUAAAUAUACAUUCAAUGAACGUUUAAAUUAUAGUGAAUUAUCAGAACAAGAUCAUAAUAACAAUUCUAAUAAUUCUAUUAUACAAAAUAAUAAUCAUAUUGUAUACAGUUCAAAAAUUUAUAAAAAUCGUAGUCCACGUAUACCAUUUUCACCAGAUCAAAUAUUUGGAUUAGAACGAAAAUUCCAGAAUUCAAAAUAUUUAAGUGGAUGGGAAGUGAAACAAUUGGCGAAAAAUUUAAGUCUUACAGAAACACGCGUUAAAAUAUGGUUUCAAAAUCGUCGAGCCAGAGAACGUCGCGAUUCUAUUGAAUUUAAUUCAAACAAUUCUAUAAAAUCUUUAAAAACAGAUAAUGAUUAUUUUACACAAUCUUAUCAUGAACAUGAUGAGUAUAUAAUACAAAACAGUUAUAAUUUAAGUUCCAUAGCAAUUGAUAACCAAAUUGAUUAUCAAUAUAAACACAAUAAUACACUUUCAAAUUCCUGUAUAUCAUCUUUACCAUUUACUGCAUUCCAUUCAAACUUACAAAAAUCGGAUUUCAUUUUCAAUUUUAUUCCGGAUGUUAAACAGCCAUUAAAUCAGACCAAUAACGAGUUAUUAAUCCCAGGAUCAAUCAAGAAUGAUUUCGUGAAUAUAGAUAAACAAGAUGAACUAUUAACUGGCAUAUCUAACAUAACUGUUAAUAAAGCCAUGCAACAUAACAAUAAUAGUAACGAUAAUAAUAAUGAUAAUAAUUAUUUCAUCAUACCUGUAACUCAUAAUACGGAUGCAUAUUCAACUAUGAUGUUUGUAAGAUAUCUAGCAUUUUCUGGAAGGAUGGUUGGUUUAAAUCCUGUUGUCGAGGACGACCAUCUUCUGUCCGGGGAACCAUGUAUUUACGUCUUGAAUCAUCAAAGUUGCAUAGAUAUCGCAGGUGUGGGCGACAUAUGGCCAAAACGCUGCUCGGUAGUUUCCAAAGCUUCACUUAAAUUCAUGGGAUUUUUGGGAAUGGUUAUGUGGCUGAGCAAGACUAUUUGCAUUGAUCGAUCCCAUCAUACUGAUGCUAUUUCUGCCAUGGAGAAAGCUGCCAUAGAAGCCAAACAGGAUAAGGUUUCGGUUUUCAUUUUUCCUGAGGGCACAAGAUCCGAUGCCGGUUAUCUUUUGCCUUUUAAAAAGGGAGCAUUUCACAUGGCAAUCGAGUGUCAAUUUCCGAUCCAACCUAUUGUUGUUGAACCGUAUGCAAAGUUCCUUGAUCACAAAAAGAAACUUUUUAAAAGUGCCACUUACAAAGUGAAGGUUCUACCGAAAAUUGACACUAAGGGGAUGAAUAAAUCACAAGUCGAUCAACUUCUCAAUGAAACUCGUGAAAGAAUGGUUGCUGCAUUUGAAAUGAUGAAAGGAACAAUUUCAAACUGA